GAUCUCCAUCUCCCCCGUUCGGCCAUCGAUGUCUUCACCCUCUUCAUCCCCUCCUCCCUCUUCUCCUUCAACCCCGACCCCAAUCUCCUACCCCCUCGACGGAACCCUAACCCUAGAUUGGAUCCGGACCCUAACCUCCGCCCUAAACCACUCCUCUCGAAACCUCCCCGCUUCUUCUCUCCCCUCCGUUCUCCCCUUCCAAGUCCUCAAUCGCCUUCUGCUGACUGCUUCCAAUAUUCUUCACAGGGAGCCCAAUUGCUUGCAUCUUGACGCCGGCGACGGCGGCGCUGGAGAGGUCGUCGUCGUCGGCGACGUCCAUGGGCAGAUCCAUGAUGUAAUGUUCUUGCUGGAGGAUGCGGGGUUCCCCACCGAGGAGAGGAUGUUCGUUUUCAAUGGGGAUUAUGUGGAUAGAGGAGCUUGGGGGUUAGAGACUUUUGUACUUCUUUUGGCUUGGAAGGUCUUUCUGCCAGAUCGGGUGUUUCUCCUUCGCGGCAAUCAUGAAUCCAAGUACUGCACAGCAGUUUAUGGUUUUGAGCAAGAGGUAAUGGUUAAAUAUGGAGAUCAAGGACAACAAGUCUAUCGAAAGUGUUUAAGAUGUUUUGAAGGCCUUCCCUUGGCCUCCAUUAUAGCAGGCUGUGUAUAUACUGCUCAUGGAGGGCUUUUUCGCAGUGUAGCAGUUACUCCAGCAAAGAGGUCUAAAGGCAAAAAAGGUCGAAAGAUUAUAUCCCAAGUGGGCACAAGCAUUUUAAAGCUAGGUUCCUUGGAGGAGUUAUCAAAAGCUAGGCGAACGGUUCUUGACCCUCCUUGGGAAGGUUCAAACUUGAUACCUGGUGAUGUAUUAUGGUCUGAUCCAUCAUCAAAUCCAGGUCUCUCUCCAAACAGGGAGAGAGGUAUUGGUUUGUUAUUUGGUCCUGACUGCACGGAAGAGUUCCUAAAGAAAAAUAAUUUGAAGCUGAUUAUCAGAUCACAUGAAGGGCCUGAUGCAAGGGAUAAAAGACAUGAUUUGGGCUGUAUGCAAGAUGGAUAUACAAUAGACCAUCAGGUGGAAUCUGGAAAGUUGAUUACCCUUUUCAGUGCACCUGAUUACCCCCAAUUCCAGGCUACAAAUGAGCGCUAUAACAACCGGGGUGCAUAUAUUGUUCUGCAUCCACCUGAUUUUUCUACCCCCAAAUUCCACAGUUUUGAAGCCAUCAAACCUAGGCCUAAGGCAAGCCCCUACUAUGACUUUGAGGAAGUGAUAGACUCUGACGAAGAGCUGGACUUGAUCUCCAUGGACAAUAGCUCAUCCCUUGAUGUUGUAACAGAUAUCCAAUAACAUUAAAUCUUUGUGGUAUUAAUGUGUAUCUAUGGCGUCUUUUUGGUGUGAUUAUAUUUUUACUCAUAAAUUUUUCAGUCUUUUUGUUUAACAUAUGCUGUCAUGCCAGGAUAGAGAAGGGUCUCGUAGGUAGAAUGUCUGGCGUUCUCUCUUUUGAGCUCUUGCUGACGUGGACCGUCUUUUGGCCUAGUUUGUUGUUGGGCGCUUUGUAACCUUAUUAAUUAACUGCAUGUUUAUAUCAAUGUAUAAUUUCUGCAUGAUUACAACCGUUCUUUAAGUUUUCGACAUGCAGCAA
This is a messenger RNA of Asparagus officinalis (garden asparagus), 1610 nucleotides long. RefSeq names its product serine/threonine-protein phosphatase 7. Gene Ontology annotation, cellular component: nucleus; cytosol. Lineage: Eukaryota; Viridiplantae; Streptophyta; Magnoliopsida; Asparagales; Asparagaceae. The record is from RefSeq and is a predicted model, not a curated record. The coding region runs from base 29 to 1315 and encodes 428 amino acids. Gene Ontology annotation, molecular function: protein serine/threonine phosphatase activity. The transcript is spliced from 5 exons.